Molecule: messenger RNA, 5898 nt
Organism: Anarrhichthys ocellatus (wolf-eel)
Lineage: Eukaryota; Metazoa; Chordata; Actinopteri; Perciformes; Anarhichadidae
Gene: slc30a9
Product: solute carrier family 30 member 9
Exons: 18
Coding region: 523-2250 (575 amino acids)
Biological process (GO): transmembrane transport; intracellular zinc ion homeostasis; zinc ion transport
Cellular component (GO): endoplasmic reticulum; membrane
Molecular function (GO): monoatomic cation transmembrane transporter activity
Source: RefSeq, a predicted model, not a curated record
UAAAUGUAGUCCAUGUCAACCAUUUACACAAGACUAAAAUUGUGUUUGGAUGUUAAUAAAUCAAUAUGUGAUAGAUACAAGAUUUCCCCUUACAGGGUCCAUUCUGCUGCAUAACGAUUAGUAUUUUUACUUGUGGUACUUAUUGUGGAUUUUGCUGACAUUUGCAUACUUUUACUACAAUGAGAUGUAUAGUGCAGGACUCAUGUAAUCUAUUCUUUUUAAAGAAUGUAUUUUAAAAAUAUUUAAAAUCCAAUUAACUUUUAACUUUUAUUCUGAACAGAAUAUGAUUUAGUUUGAUGACUGUCAAAAAAGUGAAAUAAAAUAAAUGACCUUGUUUGGUUUACAAAAUAUCGCGAUACUAGUCGACGUGACAGACCCGACUAAACUCUCGCGAGAAGAGCGCCGACGUCACUCGUGUGUCACAGUUCACGUCCAGUCAGUUUGACCAUAGAUUCUCAAAAUGGACACAGAUUAUGCAGCACAAACCUCACAAUAGAAAGAUCCUUCACUCCGGUACCGAGCAUGUUCCCCAGCCUCGCCCACAGACCGUGGCACGUCUUCUGCAGGGUCUCCCUGCAGCACCGGGCGCCUCUCUCUCAGCUGUCCCCGAGGUUCAACCAGCUGUGCUACGGUUGGCAGAGUGGAGGCAUACACAACCUGUGGUUCAGCCUUCCAGACUGCCGGGUUGCUUCUCUAGGGCUGGGAAAGGUGCAGUACUACUCUACCUCUGGCAGCAGUGACGAUGGACCCCCAAAAUCAGCAUCCGGUGGUGCUCCAUCAGCAGAAAACGUCCUGUCUGCUGCUGUAAAAGCCACCCCAGCUUCAAUAGGUCCAACUUCUCAGGGGCUGACGAAGACUGAGACAAUUCAAGUGAAAGUUCGGGCCGUGCUGAAGAAAAGGGAAUAUGGAGCCAAGUACACUAAGAACAACUUCAUCACGGCAGUCAGAGCCAUGAAUGAGUUCUGCCUCAAACCAAGUGAUCUGGAACAGCUUCGAAAGAUCAGGAGACGCAGCCCUCACGACGACACAGAGGCGUUCACCGUCUUCCUGCGGUCAGACGUGGAAGCCAAAGCACUGGAGGUAUGGGGAAGCCAAGAGGCUCUAGCCCGAGAGAGAAAUCUCAGGAAAGAAGUGGAGCGAGAGUACAUAGAGAAUGUUUUUCGAAAUCAACAGUUGUUGAAGGAAUACAAAGACUUUUGGGGAAACACGAAGCCUCGAUCAGUCCAGAGGGCGACUUUCUCACAAGGGCCGGGGAAGGUGGUCAUGGUCGCUAUUUGCAUCAAUGGGCUGAAUUUCUUCUUCAAGCUCCUGGCUUGGGUCUACACUGGAUCAGCUAGCAUGUUCUCAGAGGCCAUCCACUCUCUGGCCGACACCUGCAACCAGGCUCUGCUCGCUCUGGGAAUCAGCCAGUCUGUCCGCAACCCGGAUGCCGGCCACCCGUACGGCUUCACCAACAUGCGCUACAUCGCCUCCCUCAUCAGUGGAGUGGGUAUCUUUAUGAUGGGAGCAGGCCUCUCCUGGUACCAUGGCAUUAUGGGAUUGCUGCACCCAGCGCCCAUUGAGUCUUUGCUUUGGGCCUACUGUAUUCUGGCGGGCUCUCUGGUGUCUGAAGGAGCAACGUUACUAGUAGCUGUCAAUGAGAUAAAGAGGAGCGCCCAGCUACAUGGAGUGUCUUUUUAUGAAUAUGUAAUGCAGAGUCGAGACCCCAGUACUAAUGUCGUGCUGCUGGAGGAUACUGCUGCUGUGUUAGGAGUCAUCAUGGCUGCCAGCUGCAUGGGGCUCACCUCACUCACAGGUAACCCUCACUUCGACAGCCUGGGCUCUCUCGGCGUGGGCACGUUGCUGGGCAGCGUCUCGGCCUUCCUCAUCUACACCAACACAGAGGCUCUGCUGGGUCGCUCCAUACAGCCCGAGCGCGUGCAGAAGCUUACCGAGUUCCUGGAGAACGACCCCGCAGUGAGAGCCAUCCACGAUGUGAAGGCCACCGAUCUGGGAUUGAGCAAAGUGCGCUUCAAGGCUGAGGUUGACUUUGAUGGCCGAGUGGUGACACGGUCUUAUCUGGAAAAACAAGACAUUGACCAAAUCCUCAAUGAGAUUCAGCUGGUGAAGACCCCCGAGGAGCUGGAGAGCUUCAUGCUGAAACAUGGGGAGAACAUCAUCGACACUCUGGGGGCCGAGGUGGACCGCUUGGAGAAAGAACUCAAGCAACGUAACCCGGAGGUUCGUCAUGUAGACUUGGAGAUACUAUAAUGACGAGCUGAGGGAACAUCCUGCUAUGAAAAGAAGAGUGAAAGACGGAAGGAGGGCCAAGCCUGCCUCCGCUAUCUGCCUCCCACCCUGACCACCACAAAACAAACCUCCGUCUCUGCACAACUCAUCAAGUCUUACAGUAGAAUAGUCCACAACCGUAGUGGAGGACAGUGUUUGGGCGAUGAUCAAUGAUCUUUAGCUGAGAAUUUUCGACCUGCCAAAGAUCCACUUUCACAUUCAAGUGUGAGUGUUUCUGGCUGAAGACUUAAGAACUGUCAUUAGUCGCCUGAAAUUGUAAGAUAAAUUCAAACCUCUGGUCACAAACGUACGUGACCGUUUAGUCUCGGGGUCGUUUUGAACUCGCAUUCCUGCAUCAAUAUGUUUGAGUUCGGUUGAAAACGAGACUGCUUCAGAAACACAAUCUCCAAACAGGACCAGUAUCAUUUACUAGAUGUGUACUUUACUUUAAUGUGAUGCUUGAACCACAGUGACGGUGUUUCCUCCGUUAGUACGAAGGAGACCUGAGAGCUACAUAUUCAAACCAGGUUUAACUGCGAGACAAGGUGGAUGUUUUUUUUCUUUUAAAGUUAUAACGGAGGAACUGAAGAUGGCGCGAUGCUGCUGCUGUCUGUGAUGAAUCGAUUUUAUUUCUAUUACAGGGUUAAAAAAACCGAAUUAAACGGUGUUAAGACUUUUCAUUUGAUUGUAUGCUGGAGUUGGAAAAGUGAACGAAUGCAGAAGCGGUAAUGAGCAUCAGCUUAUGCAAAAACUAGAUAUUAGGAAACAGGGUGUUGUCCUUCAAAGUCGAUACGUAGACAAGUUGAAAGUCUAACUAACAAAUGUAUUCAUUUACCAUUUAUUGGACAUGUUGCUCUUUAUACAAAGUGGCACCCCUCUCUUUCAUGUCACAGCUCUCUCUCUGCCAGCUUCACACUUCAAACUCUGAUGGUCUCCAAAUUUGUCUUGUGAGGUCUGGCAGCUGAUCAGCAGGUGACUGAUUGUACUGAUCCAAAGAUGACGAUGCAAGCGCCUGGGUGUAAAUAUGUGGUCCAUGGUGAUGUUUGGACCAGCCAGCCCCCCCCCCUCCCGUCUCAACCAGGUUUUUAAUCAGUCAGGAUGUCGGCCUUACAGUAUGUGUAUCAAGUGAAUUAUCUCCUACUCUGUUUCUGCUGAAUAAUCAUUGUCAAACUGCGCUUUUUGGUUUUCAUUCUGCAUUUACUUUAGUCAGCCUCAGCUGGAGCACACCUGCCUGUUAAACAUGUUACUCUGCUUCAGAAGGUGGGUGAGGGGGGUGGGGGGGCGGAGGAGACAUUUGGGAGGUUGGAUAUAUAUUUUUGAAGGUGUUAAUAGUGUAAUAAUAUUCCCCCCCCUUGGUUGUAACAAUGUCGCCGCUGCUGAAGGAGUUGGAAUAAAUUUGAAAUAAUUUAUUAAAUAAUUUUGCUUUCGUUUUCUGUCUUGUGUGUCGGAUUUCUUGUCGGAACUGCUUCAUUACGGAGCACAACACUUCUCAACAUGUCUUGUAUGUGGAUUGUUACCCCAAAACAAUGACUCUUGGAUGCAUUAAAGAAGACCUGAACGCAUCUGGAACACUAAAGAGGAACAUUGUUCCUUUCUUCUUUGAUUGAAGGCUUAUUUCCUGUUUAAAGCUCAGAUGGUUGACUGGGAUGUAAACCCAAGUCCAUUAGAUGGUGCAGUUGUGUGGAUGAGAGAGAAGGGAGGAGGGAGGAGGGGGGGGGGACUAGCCUGCACGCUGACGUCAAUAAAAACAUCAUUUCCAACCAGUCUGCGCAUUGACCGACCGUUCAAAACAUUACGCACAGCAUCGCGGCUGGACCCACGCUAGACUACUCGACUGAAAUAAUAUCUCGCCGAGCCCGGAGAGCGGAGACAAUGCGGACAAACGCCAUUGCAGGUUUUUAGACCGUUGAAUGUUGUCUUCACAUUUUUGGGUGUUGCGCGCAUAUCGGUGUCAUGUCUCAUCAUACCAUUCCCAAGAUCACUUGUGCCAGAGCCGCUGCCCAUCGUGUUUCCUUUCAUGUCUCCCCUCCGCAGAGAAAGAAACGGUCGCUUGUGCACGUUGACUUAAAAAAAAAAAAGAAAGAAGAAGCAGAUCUUGAGGCUGAUUAGGCUCAUUAUAUAAAAACAUGCUUCGAGACGCGUCACGUCUGGAGAUCACCACACAUCUUCAAUCCUUCCGCACAUCACAUCAGUUUUAGUAUUGUUCAUUGGUUUGUUUUGUGAGCAGAUGGAAAGCAGAUGUGGUUGUUUUUGUGAUAAUAUUCGAUGCAUCCUCUCUCAUAUUUCUCGUCUCCGGCAGCCCACAGAAGGGGGCGCAGUAAACCAGCACAGUUGGGGUCUCAGAUUUUCAUGCAACCUCCCCCUUCAUCACCACAAGCCUGCGGUUACAAAAACCCAAACCACAUUACUACUCGGUGCGGAAUUGAAUUAAAGAAAUGAGAUUUUGUGCAGGGAUGUAAUCAUCUCCCAUUAGCAAUGCAGAAAACCCUCAACCUUUUUUUUUUUUUUUUAGCUUUACGCACCGUUUGUUUCCUAUUUUCUUUCUCCUAAAUAAUCGAUUUUGUUGCUGUUUCAAUCACAGGUGCAGGAGCAUCUAGAACGAGCCAGGUAGUGUUUGAUGGCAGCAAAGGUCUUCAUGGCGGAUGAUCACCAUCACACUGCUCUACGCUUUUAGCCUCUUUACAGUGCUGCCUUGUCUAAUCAUGUUCAAGCAGCAUUGUACAGGGCUAUGACAGCAUAGAGAUCUGAGCUGCUCGGGCGCUGCGUUUCUCUGACCCUUUGGAUGGCAGCCAACAAAUGACAUCAUGUGUGGAAAACACUGAACGGCGAGGAUUGCGUGUGAGGAUCGUUGGUGACUUGAGUGAUUUGUCUUGAUUUUCAUGCUGAUGUCGUCAAAAACAUGAAAUGCAUUGCUCUUUUUUUUUGUGAGGCUGAAGAAAACUGGAGCACAUGGAGGUCUCUUUGGGUUGAAUUAUUCAAUGCAAACCUCAAUCCCUGUGCAGCCAAUACAUUAUUGAACCAAUUAGUCACAUCGCAUGCUGCUUCUGGAUGAACCCAUCUGUACUCUGAGCUAAGCGUCUCCAUUUUCCUAUUAAAAUCUUUGAAAACCUACUGCUGUUCUGAAGCUAUUUCCAGAAUCGUUUGAGAACCAUCUUGAUGAAGAAAAAGUUUAAAUGUGCUGCAGGAUAACACGGAUUGUUUUUAAAAGGAGAGGCAGAAACUGGGGUUUCUUCUGAAAAGGUUAUUGUUUGGGAGUGUAGUGAUCUACUGCAACCGACGAUGAUUUUCAUUAUCGAUUAAUCGCUUGGUCUAUAAAAUCUCAGAAAAAAAACAAUCGUCAAAUUCCUCACAAUUACAAAUUGCCCCAAAUGUGACAUCUUCAAAUGUCUUUUUUUUUUUUUGUCCAGCCAUCAUUUGGAGAUAUUCAGUUUACAUCACAAACAAGAGACAAAGAAAAUCAGCAAAUCCUCACAGUUGAGAAGCGGAAACUGUGAGGAUUUCUGCUGGAAAAAUGACUUCAACGAUUAAUCGAUUAUCAAAAUUCGUUGCCUUUUUCUUUUUUCAAUCAACUUAUCAUUUAAGAUCUAUGUAGCGGAAAUAUAUUAUGUGCUAUUAAAAGGUUUGAAUGUG